AUGGACUUGCUAGGUGAUAUCGUCGAAAAGGAUCCUUAUGAUGAUAAUAGCAGGCUAGAGAACCCGAUUGUUCACAAGACAAAGAAUGGGUUUCCUGAAUUGUACAAACCGAAAAAGAUCUCUUCGUGGAAACAGAGAUUGCAACAGAAGAAGCAGAAGAACAAGACAACGGACGUGGCGAGUGCUGCUGUUCCUGUGAAGAAGUCACUCACUGAAGCCGAAUCGAUUCAUGUGGACAAUAUUAAGAAAUUGAACGAUAUGACCGACGAAGAAAUCAUGAAGGAGAAAACGGAUUUGUUGAACUCACUGGACCCAAAAUUGAUCCGAAACUUAUUGAAAAACAUUAAUAAAAGACAGGAUAAUGAAACUCCUUUGUUUGCAGAGAUGGAAGGUGCCUCGGGGACUUGGGUAGGUGGGUUUAAUGAAAAUUUGAAAAACUUACCAAGUCUAUCUAAUAAACAAGUUAAUGAUUCCCUGGAUAUCGUGACGCAAUCAAAAGUACAAGCAAGUCCCGUAGUUUCUCCAGUGAUACAGACUAUUGCCAACGAAUACGACGACGACGACGACGACGACGACGAUGUGGAAUACCCACCAUUGGAUGAAGACGACGUGGCUCCAUUGGAUUAUCAAAUGGCUCAAUCGAUAGACCAUACUGCAAAUGAAGAUUUAUUGAAGGACGUCCAUUUUAUAUCACCACACCACCAUGACGACGACGACGACGAUAACGAUACCCCCUUGGAUAUCAACGAUCCAAACUUCGACGAAAAAUUACACGAUAGAUAUUUUCCUCAUUUACCCAAAGACAUAGAUAAAUUGAAAUGGAUGAAAUCAACUCCAGAAGAUGAGACCGCAAAGGAUAAUGCUGUCAUUGAAAGUGUAUCCGAUUGUAGAUUCGACUUCAAUGGGAACUUGGUCCCGCCUACUCGUGAGAUCACAUCCACCACCACAUCUGCAUUGCAUCACCAUUCCCAGGACCCUCAACUGGCAGGAUACACCGUCUUAGAACUGGACCAUUUGUCAAGGUCGACAUACCCAUCUCAACGAUGUAUUGCCAUCCAAACGUUGGGCCGUAUCCUUUAUAAAUUGGGUAAACAAUCCUAUUACCAAUUGAUUCCCGAAAUCGAUGCAGCAACGUAUCAAGAAGAUGGGAAUAUUGAAAACGUUAUGAAUAAGAUAUACGCAAUGUUUUGGGAGAUGUUAAAGGAAUUGCAAACUAUCGAAUGGCUAGAAUUCACCUCAAUAGAGAAAAAUACCCCAAAUUUAUCUGUAAGAAAUUACGCAAUCGAUGCAUUAUGGUUAUGGAAACAAGGUGGCGGAGAUUUUAGGAACAAGAAAUAA
Molecule: messenger RNA, 1338 nt
Organism: Maudiozyma barnettii
Lineage: Eukaryota; Fungi; Ascomycota; Saccharomycetes; Saccharomycetales; Saccharomycetaceae
Gene: RBA50
Product: Rba50p
Exons: 1
Coding region: 1-1338 (445 amino acids)
Biological process (GO): transcription by RNA polymerase II
Cellular component (GO): nucleus
Source: RefSeq, a predicted model, not a curated record